UUGAUGUUUUGUAAUGUCUGAAAAAGAAGAUAAAAUAUGAAACUGAUUUUGAUUUUAUAAAUUUAGCAUGGAAAUUAAAAUGGAUAGAGAGAUGGUUAUGUGUAUAUAUAUAAAGGGUAUUUAGUAUGCAUAACCCAUAACCACUUCUUUCUAAUAAAAAAGAACUUGCUUCUUUAUAUUAGCUUUUGUUUAAAAAUGAUUUCCUCCUUCUUUAUCCUUCUGUUUCUUUAUUUGCUUUCUAUGUCAAGCUUUGGUGUGUGCAGAGAGACAGUGUGCAUUGGAAGUGAGAGAGAGACACUGUUGAAGUUGAAACAUCAUCUCAUUGAUCCUUCAAAUAGACUUUCUUCUUGGAAUGCUUCUCUCAAUCCCAAUUGUUGUCAUUGGUAUGGAGUUCUCUGCAACAACAUCACAUCUCAUGUUGCAGAGCUUCACCUCACCACUCCACUUCCUACGUUCUCUUUCGAUGUUUUUGAACGUUAUGAAAUUUAUCAAGUUUACGAAGAAGUUUAUGAAGAAUAUAGUAGAAGGGCAUUCAGUGGAGAGAUAAAUCCUUGUUUGGUUGAUUUAAAGCAUUUGAAUUAUUUGGAUUUCAGCGGCAAUAUUUUUUAUAGGAAGCCAUUUCCUUCUUUCAUUGCAACAAUGACUUCCUUAACUCACCUCAACCUUUCUAAUGCUGAAUUCAGGGGGAAAAUUCCUUCCCAGAUAGGGAAUCUCUCCAAUUUGUUGUACCUUGACCUCUCUUAUGCUUUCAACGGAAGAAUUCCUCCUCAGAUAGGGAAUCUCUCCAACUUGCUCCACCUCGACCUCAGAGGAUAUUAUGAUUAUGAAGAAUCUUUAUUUUAUAAAAAUGUUGAUUGGCUGUCAAGUCUUUCCAAGCUUUGUUAUCUUGACUUGAGCAACACUUGGUCACUUGUAAAAGGAUGUACACUUCCUCCCUAUAAUCAGCCAUCUUUUCUUAAUAUCUCGUCUCUCGUCACUCUUGAUCUUUCCUUUACUUCUCCUCUUUCUACAAUUUCUUUUGUUCCAAAGUGGAUAUUUGGACUGAAAAAACUUGUUUCUCUUUUCUUAUAUGAUAACUACUUUGAAGGUCCAAUUCCAGAUGGUCUUCGAAACCUCACACUACUUGAAAAUCUUAAUUUGAAUGAAAAUUCAUUCUCAUCUUCAAUACCUACUUGGUUUUACAAUAGUUUUCCUCAUCUAAAGUUCUUGGGCCUAUCAAGAAACAAAUUACAAGGAACUAUUUCUGAUGCCUUAGGAAAUAUCACUUUUCUAGUUACACUUGAUUUGUCUUACAAUAAACUUGAAGGUCCACUUCCAACUUCUUUAGGAAAGGUGACUUCUCUAGUUGAACUUGAUUUAUCAUCCAAUAAACUUGAAGGACCAAUUCCAAUUUCUUUUGUAUCAUUUGGAAAACUUUCAUCACUGAGAUAUCUUUCUCUGUCCGAGAAUCAGCUUAGUGGAAAUCCAUUCGAAAGUCUUAGAUCACUUUCUAAAUUGUCAUAUCUUGAUAUUGGUUAUAAUCGUUUUGAAGGAGUUGUCAUGGAAAAUCAUCUCAUUAAUCUUGUGAGUUUGAGUAUCCUUCAUGCAUCAGGAAACAAUUUGACUUUAAAAGUGGGUCCCAGUUGGCAUCCUACUUUUCAACUUACUGUUUUGGAUAUGAGCUCCUGGCAGUUAGGUCCUAACUUUCCUUCAUGGAUUCAGUCACAACACAAACUUGACUAUUUAGACAUGUCUAACACGGGAAUUUUAGAUUCUAUUCCCUAUUGGUUUUGGAAAACAUUUUCUCAAGCUUCUUUUCUAAAUCUCUCUCAUAAUCAUAUCCAUGGUGAGCUUGGGACUACAUUAAAGAAUCCAAUAUCUAUCCCCUCUGUUGAUCUAAGCGCAAAUAACUUACGUGGCAAAUUUCCCUUACUUUCAAAUCGUGUGGGUUUUCUGGACCUUUCAAGCAAUUCAUUUUCCAAACCAGUGGAUGAUUUUUUAUGCAAAAAUGAUAAGAAGCCAAUGAAUUUAGAAUUUCUCAAUCUUGCAUCGAAUAACUUGUCUGGAGAAAUACCUGAUUGUUGGGACAUGUGGCCAUAUCUAGUGGAUGUGAAUUUACGAAACAAUAAUUUUGUUGGGAACAUUCCCCAAUCUAUGGGUUCAUUGACAGAACUCAAAUCAUUACGCAUCCAUAAAAACUUACUCUCAGGAACAUUUCCAACAAUUUUGAAGAAGACCAAACAAUUGAUUUUAUUGGAUAUUGGAGAAAAUAAAUUUUCAGGAACAGUUCCAGCUUGGGUUGGAGAAAGUUUUUUAGAUAUGAAGAUUCUUAUCCUUCGAUCAAAUAGAUUUUCGGGUCAUAUUCCUAAAAAAAUAUGUGAUAUGAGUCUUCUUCAAGUGUUAGACCUUGCACAAAAUAAUUUGACUGGAUAUGUACCUACUUGUAUUAACAGCUUGAAGGCCAUGACACAAAUUUACAAAAUAAGUGUUCUUCUUUGGUUGAAAGGAAGAGGAGAUGAAUACAAAAACUUUCUCGGGUUGGUAACAAACAUUGAUUUGUCAAAUAACAAAUUAGUUGGAGAAAUACCAAAAGAGAUCACAGAUUUAAAUGGUUUGUUAUUUUUGAACUUGUCUCACAACCAACUUAUUGGUCACAUUCCACAAAACAUCGGUAAUAUGGGAUCAUUGUUGUCCAUUGAUUUCUCAAGGAAUGAACUUUCUGGUGAAAUCCCUUCAACCAUUACAAAUUUGAGCUUUCUAAGUAUGUUAGACUUGUCUUAUAAUCAUUUGGAUGGAAAAAUUCCAACAGGAACUCAACUGCAAUCCUUUGAUGCCUCUAACUUUAUUGGCAACAAUCUUUCUGGCCCACCACUACCCAUCAAUUGCAGCUCCAAUGACAAAAGUUAUGAUCACAAUGGCGAAGGGAGUGAUAAGCAUGGAGUGAACUUAUUUUUUGUGGGAAUGACAUUUGGAUUUGUGGUGGGAUUUUGGAUAGUAGUUGGUCCUUUGGUCAUUUGUAGAUCAUGGCGUUAUGCCUAUUUUCAUUUCCUUGAUAAUGUGUGGUUCAAGCUUCAAUACUUUUUUUAA
Molecule: messenger RNA, 3066 nt
Organism: Vigna radiata var. radiata (mung bean)
Lineage: Eukaryota; Viridiplantae; Streptophyta; Magnoliopsida; Fabales; Fabaceae
Product: leucine-rich repeat receptor protein kinase EMS1-like
Exons: 6
Coding region: 196-3066 (956 amino acids)
Molecular function (GO): protein binding
Source: RefSeq, a predicted model, not a curated record